This is a messenger RNA of Musa acuminata AAA Group (dessert banana), 392 nucleotides long. RefSeq lists its product as uncharacterized. Lineage: Eukaryota; Viridiplantae; Streptophyta; Magnoliopsida; Zingiberales; Musaceae. The coding region runs from base 15 to 383 and encodes 122 amino acids. Gene Ontology annotation, cellular component: delta DNA polymerase complex. The transcript is spliced from 2 exons. Gene Ontology annotation, molecular function: DNA-directed DNA polymerase activity. The record is from RefSeq and is a predicted model, not a curated record. Gene Ontology annotation, biological process: DNA-templated DNA replication; DNA synthesis involved in DNA repair.
AGAGAGCGAGAGAGAUGGCGUCGGUCGGCAUGGGGGGCUUCUAUCGCCAGAAGAAGAGAGGAGGAAUCGCCAAGCCCACCCUCAAGCGGAGUAGCACCGGCAAGUCCGCCGCCAUCGCCUUGUCCUUCACCGAUCCGGACCAAAGCCCCGUCCUCGGGGCUAUUGCGGAGCACGGGAAGACAGCGUCGGCGGUGGCAUUCGAGGAGGAGAGGCUGCGGCAGUUCGAUCUGGACAUGAGGUAUGGCCCCUGCCUGGGACUCAGCCGGAUGGAGCGGUGGGACCGGGCGGCUGCCAUGGGGCUGAACCCGCCGGGUGAUCUGGAAGCCAUCCUUCUGAAGUCGUCCGCCGCCGCUGCCGAUUGCCACUGGGAGGGACGAAUCUAAUAAUUAACG